ACGUACACACACAGAAAGAGCAGAGAGGAGGCUCUCUAACCUCGAGCUUGGAGAGCCACAGUCACCAAAUUGUGGUCGUGAAAAUAGCUAAACAAUUGUUUUGCGUGAGAAGCUGUGCUUCUUUAUUCUUGGAAAUUGGCCAACGAUUUCUUUCACCAAACAGUAUUUGGAAUAUAAAAAAGCAUCAUUUGUUAGCAAAUAGGCAAUAUCAAGCAGUUUUUUUUUUUUUUUUUCAUUAUGCAAUUUCAGAUACCCAGAUGGCGAAACUUGUCGAUGAUCAAGAAUUCAUUGAUUUCAUCAACUCCAACAGCAACCCAUUUUGCUUCGUUUCAUUCUACCCCCACUUCGUUCCAGAAGUGGGAGAACCAGUGGAAAUCUGAUAUAAGAGGAGGUCAGGAACCAACUAAGAAAAAUAUCAGAUAUGCAAUACGUCAAAAGCGUGCUGAUGCAAAGAGAGCUUUAAAAGACCUCCUCUACAAAAGUGGGUCCUCAAAUUUUUUGGAUGAAGAGAAGCUUUCAACACACAAUUUGGGAACCAACAGUUUUGCAAAGCAGGAGGGUCAAUCAUAUUGCUCUAGUAAGAAAGGACGAUCAAAGUUUUCUUCUCAUGAUGCUGAAAAAAUUCACCACCAUAAACUAAAACGUAGGUUGAGACGAAAGACUUUUUCUGAGGACUUUGACAAUGAUCCCGAGCCGAUCUUUAAAGCAACAUUUGGGAACAGAUGGUAUACAUGGUCGUUUAACUCAUGGCACGAAUCUUCUUUCCGAAAUUCAACAUCCGGAUUUGAGUGGAGGGAGCAAUCAAGCUGGAAAAACAGUAGAACUAAAAGAUGGGAAAGUCAGAGUGAAACCGAAUUGGAUGACUAUUCAUGUUCUGUAGGAUCACGUUCGGAUAGAACUAUUCUUGGUCUGCCUCCAACAGGCCCUUUAAAGAUUGAAGAUGUUAAAAAUGCUUUCCGCUUGUCAGCUUUAAAAUGGCAUCCUGAUAAGCAUCAAGGCCCUUCACAGGCAAUGGCUGAAGAGAAAUUCAAACUGUGUUCUAAUGCGUACAGGUCAUUGUGUGGUGCUCUCUCCCCAGCUUAACUUUGCAGGUUUAUGAUCAGAUGCAUUAGCGUUCGCUUCGGUGCAGCAAUUGUAGAGAAGAAGUGUAUGAUUAAUUUUAAUUAGUUGUCUUUUCUUAAAUCAUAAUAAUGUCUCAGCCCCAAUAAUUAUAAAUGUAGUGAUUGACUCUUACCUUUCUUUCUCGAAUGAUUCGAUGUAAAACCCUUUAUCUACACCCUCUAAAAAAAUUAUUGACAAAUAAGAAAUUUUAAAAUAGAAGAAUAGAGUAGCAAAAAACAUAAUCUUGUUA
Molecule: messenger RNA, 1351 nt
Organism: Quercus lobata
Lineage: Eukaryota; Viridiplantae; Streptophyta; Magnoliopsida; Fagales; Fagaceae
Product: Chaperone DnaJ-domain superfamily protein
Exons: 7
Coding region: 238-1083 (281 amino acids)
Source: RefSeq, a predicted model, not a curated record